Molecule: messenger RNA, 4265 nt
Organism: Anopheles merus
Lineage: Eukaryota; Metazoa; Arthropoda; Insecta; Diptera; Culicidae
Gene: Syt4
Product: synaptotagmin-11
Exons: 3
Coding region: 686-2128 (480 amino acids)
Biological process (GO): vesicle fusion; cellular response to calcium ion; regulation of dopamine secretion
Cellular component (GO): synapse; membrane; axon
Molecular function (GO): calcium ion binding; clathrin binding; SNARE binding
Source: RefSeq, a predicted model, not a curated record
ACAACACCAAGCAGCAACCGGAGAGCUUAAAAGCUCCGGCCAUUGUUUUGUUUUCCACCGGGAUGGUGAGAACGGUGUAGAGCGCAUGCGCCUCAUUUCAGUUCCGCUUGCUUUAUCGAUUUGCCUGACGUUGGUGCUCACACCUUCAGCAUAAGUGCGACAUUGCGGUCAUAUUGUUCGGAGUUCCGUACAAGCGCAUCGCAUCCCAAGUAUCCCAAUUGUUGCCCAGACUGCUGGUGCUGGUGCUGUGUUCUGAUCAGUGUUCAGUGCUUUCGAAAAGGAUUCAACAAUGGUACGCUUUGAAUACUGGGUGCCACAAGCAUUAUUCGUUCACUAAAUUGAAGGUGUAACAAAACUCGGUACCGUGGUGAGACGUUAGUGUCGACGUUUGCUAAAAAAACACACAUCGUAGGACAACUCCUUUCAAGCGAUUGUGUAGGCGCGCGCGUGCGUUUAUUUCCUCCGUGUCCGCGUGUGAGUGUGUUUGUGCGUUGGAGGGUGUUUUUGUGUGCUUCAGUGUGCCCGGAAGAGAUCCCACUGCUGGCUGGAUUUUUAAGCAAAUUGUGUAAUCUCUGCCUGUAAGUUCAGUGAAGUGUCUCCGUGUGUCUGUGUGGGUGGAGUUCGUAUUCCUGUCUGAAUCCUGUCUCAGGUCGGCAAAACGGUGGAGUCCGGAAUCAUCAACAAGAUGGGCGACCACGGCCCGGACAUGAACACGCUGGAAACUGAUUACGUUGUGCUCAUUUCAGUGGUGCCAGCCGUGCUCGGGCUAACCGCAGCCGCCAUACUGGCGGUGACGGCCUGCUUCUGUGCCCGGCGCUUCCGCCGCCAGCACAAGAAGGCGGGCCACGAGGCGUCCUCGCUGCCGUUCCAGCCACCGCGGCCGCCGAAAGCGGUCCGCUCGCCGAGCGGCCAGCCACCCCAGUAUCUGAAGAAAUCACCGUCGCCGACCAGCAUCAAGCCGCUACCGGGCCACCUGCCCGCCCAGUCACCGACCGACCAGACGACGGCCGCCGGCGGAACGGCCACAGCAACGACGACGACCACGCUGGCCACGACCACCACCACCACCAGCAUCGUGCCACCGACCAAGUACACGGAGGAGAACGAACUGAUACCGAAGAAUGCGCAGCUGGAACCGAAAUCACCGGACGUGUCGGAGCUGGGCGAUCCGAGCUCGUGCGAGAACGGGGACGGCACCGAGCACGGCAAGCUCGGUACGAUCGUGUUCAAGCUACGCUUUCUGGCCGACCGGAGCGCGCUGGUCGUGUCGGUGGUGCGAUGCCGCGGUCUGCCCGGCAAGAACCACGGUACGGCGGCGGCAGAACUGAGCACGAUCGGGGGCGGCACGAUGCUGUGCAAUGGGAGCGCCAACGGCAAGCAGACGGCCACCGAUCCGUACGUGAAGCUGCAGCUGCUGCCCGACAAGCAGCACAAGGUGAAAACUCGAGUGCUACGCAACACGCGCAACCCGGUGUAUGAUGAGGACUUUACCUUCUACGGACUGACGCUGAGCGAGCUGGCCGGCAUGUCGCUGCACUUCGUGGUGCUGAGCUUCGACCGCUACAGCCGGGACGACGUAAUUGGUGAGGUCGUCUGCCCGCUGUCCGGUAUCGAUCUGCAGCAGAUCGAGAACCAGCAGGUAGCGCUCAGCCGCGAGAUUCAGCCGCGCAGUCUGAAGAUCCGGGCGCAGGGCCGCGGCGAGCUGCUGAUUUCGCUCUGCUGGCAGCCGGCCGCCGCCCGGUUGACCGUCGUACUGCUGAAGGCACGCAACCUCCCGCGCAUGGAUGUGACCGGGCUGGCCGACCCGUACGUCAAGAUCUACCUGCUGUACAAUGGGCAGCGCAUCGCGAAGAAGAAGACGCACGUGAAGAAGCGCACGCUCAGCCCGGUGUUUAACGAAAGCUUCGCGUUCGACAUACCGACGACCGAGGGGGCCGGCGGUGCCACGCUGGACGGUGUUUCGCUCGAGCUGAUGCUGCUGGACUGGGACCGGGUCACCAAGAACGAGGUGAUCGGGCGCCUCGAGCUGGGCGGUCCGCGCAGCAACGGUUCCGCCCUGAACCACUGGAAGGAGGUGUGCAACUCACCGCGCCGUCAGAUUGCCGAUUGGCACAAGCUGCGGGAAUAGGUGGCCAGCGGCCGCUAUGAGCAUGCAAAAGGCAGCGGACAGUUGCCGCAAACAGUCAUCUUGUUUCCGUAAAACACUCUUCGAUCCACCUUGUUAUAUGGCUUUGACCAGGCCCUCUCUUCCCCCCCCCCCCAAUGACUAAAUGUGACCCCUGAAAUGAACUGAGCAUUCUUGAGCAGAUGAUAGACAAUGUGUAGAAGCAUCAUGCUAUGCCCUUAUUCACAACAACUCAUCAUACCAGGCACGUUUGUUGCGGCAAACAUAUGAAUCACGUCAAAUUAACACAUUUCAUCUGGUUACGAAUCUACACCCCUACAGUAGCUAUGAAGCCAACUCUCUGUGCAUCUGUAGUUUGUAGCGCCAGGCUUUCUGCGUGGAGGUUCUAGUGCAUCCACAUCACACCACCACCAUCAAUUUUUAUCACUAGGAAGAAGCUUAGAAAUGGAGAUGGAUACAACGGGACAGAGAUUUAUCGAUAUACAUAUAUACAAGCCAACAGACACCUUCUAUAUCCGAUGCCGAUGCACGUAUAUCCAUGCUGAGGGGCAUACAUCUAAAGUACAGGAAUCUCUAUUUCCGUGGUCUUGCUGAGAUCUUGCUGAGUACAACUGAACAAGAAGCUGAAUUUGCACCCACUUUUCCGAACCAAUCACUCUCCUCGCUUCUGGCGAGAAAAAAGGGGGUUAGCAACAUUAGACACGAGCGACAUAACAUUGAUCGAAUCCAAUGCACACCGAUUGCGUCCAGCGAUGCAUCAUCACUUGCACCCGUAGCUACUACGUUCACGUGUGCUUCUGUGUAGUUCUUGCACUUGGCGCAGUAGUGUUGUGAAGCAAAGAGCGAGAGAACGGGGAGAGAAAGCCACGCUACUACUAAAUAGGCAUAAUAUUUUGGAAACUACAAACACACCCACUCAACAUAUAUUUACUCGCUACGCGUAGAUGAUGAUAGACAGUAACAACAGGCAAACAUAAGCAAGCAAAUAUGCAAAAAAAAAAGAAAGAAACAGAAACAAGCCCCUAUAAAGCUGCCCCAUAGAGGCGUAUGCUGCCCGGCUAUUGGUCAAUAUUUAGUGGUAGACUCUACGCUGAUCCCAUCCUGUCCUAGGUCCUAGGCAUAACAGGUUAUGUGAACGAAUGGUUCUUUAUGAAAGAGCCCAAGCAAGGACACCAUUAGCGUUAGUGGGAUGUGUAUGAGUGUGUGUGUGUGGGGGUUGCUGGAGCGGUGGAAAUGGUUGAUGAAACCGCGCUUAUGUAUGUAUUAUGAUACGAGAAAGGGGAAAGGAUAGGGCCCAUAGGGACGGGGAUUUGAUGAUAAACGAUGGUCUAAGUAAGUGUAGAUGUUAGUAACCGCCAGUAAUUAGAACUUUUUUAGUACUUACACAGGAACCAUCCGUUGGACGGGUCCUGGUUGUGUUCCUUAUGCCAUAGAGUAAUGCUUCAGUGAUUUUUUUUUGUUUUUACAUAGUCGGUAGUACCUUCACGUUAGUUACCACAAAGCUAAGCAGACAAAACAAGUAUGUUAAACCUCCCCACCCCAGUUCAUAUUCUGCUAAGACCCCGUAACGGUACUCUGGUGCCGUUGUACAUAUUCUGGUAUUGUUCAACCGACUCCAAGAGAUUAUUUCUUUGUCGUUUUUUUUUUGUUUAAGCAUAGACUUUAAACAUUCCAUUUCUUUGAUCCAAUAUAAUACUACCCCUUUGGUAAGCGCAAAUCAAACAACGUAGAAUAUGCUGUGAAUAUCGUAGUGCGUUAGUGAUUAUUUUAUGGCUGUAGCUUUUCUGGAACCGGCUGUUAGGCUGUUCCGGCUGCGAGGGACGAAAUUGCAUGCGCAAGAAUGUGGCCCCAGCAGGAUGGUGCAGAUAUUUGUGGCAAUGAUGAGUCUCAAUUUAAGGUAGCAGUAAUUUCAGUUUACAGUCCAAUGAUGUAAUUGGGUGUUUACCCGUUUGCUAGCGAGCGACGAUUCAAAACCAGGCCCAACGGAAGCUACCCCUAUGGACGAUUGUACGUACAAUUCGACGGUAUCGCGCAGGAGCUGUAUGAUCUGUUUGCUUUAUUGCGUUGUUUUAGUAGCUUAAGAGAUUGGGACACUAUUAUAUUGACAUGCGAGAAAGCAAACAACAGCAACCAACAACAA